UUCAAUGAGUAACGGAUACAAUGGCAGCGACUUCUUACAAAACUAGACAUGCCAAUAGUUUUCUUGUAUCCGUCGAAUCGCUAAGAAAGAAUACAGUCAUUUGUGACUUUAAAAUUAAAGUAGGAGGGUGCUUAUUUCCCGUACACCGGACGGUACUGGCGGCGUGUUCAGAGUACUUCAAGGCAAUGCUUUCACACGAUAUGAAAGAAUCAAAAGAAGGAAUAGUCGAACUGAAAGAAGUAGACGAAAAUGCUGUGGAGAAGGCAAUAUAUUUUAUGUAUAAUGGCGAGGCAGAAGUGAAAAUAGAUGAAGUACAAAGCAUUCUCCAUGUGUCUCGUUUUAUGCAACUAGAAAUAUUGAACGAAAUCUGUCUUGAUAGCAUGAAAAAUAACAUAUCAGUAGACACAGUAUUUUGUAUAAGAAGUAUUGCUUGCCUAUAUUCCUUCGAUGAUCUAACUCAAAGUUGUGAAACAUUUAUCGAAGUGAAUUUUGAAGAAAUUAUUUUGACGGAGGAUUUUGCUUCAGUAACUAAAGCUGACAUUUUAGAUUUUUUGGGUAAAUUAAAUGUCAGUCAUGAGCUUCUCUGGCAGGGUGUUCUUUCAUGGAUAAAGUACAAUUCCAAAGCGAGAAAGCAUCAUCUCGCUGAGUUUCUACAACAAUUUUUUAAACGAGAUAUUUCGAACACAUUUAUUUUGAAGGUUAUGUGGACAAACAAAAAUCUCCAGAAAUCGAAGCAGUGUAAAGAAAUCCUUGAGAAUAAGCUAUUUUUGCAUCCACAAGACUUAAAAUCAUGGAUUGAUGUGGAUAAUGUAUUCAUCGUUUACAACCUGUCAAAAACUUGCAAUCAUGUGAAUACAUCUUCAAUUAAAGGUGAGGUUCAUAUAUUCAUGAGGGAAAACUUUGAAAGUAUAACUGAAAAUGAAGAAUGGAAUAAACUGGAAGUGGAUGACGUAUUGAGUAUCCUAGGAGAUCCUGAGGUCAUUUGUACUUCCGAGAAGGUCAAGUGGGAAGCAGUUUUAAAGUGGGUGAAACAUGAACAUUCGAGAACAAAUUUAUUUCCUAAUUUGUUCAAACUUUUAGAUCUAACAUUAUUUUCUGCCCAAUUUAUUCAAGAAAUAAUAAAACGUGACAAAUUAGUUAAAGAAUCGCCAGAAUGCAUCAAACUAAUAUCAGAUGAAGGAUUACAAAAUAAUGAGUCCACCAACAAUUUAAUGGGUAAAACUGAUAAAAAAGAUGAAAAAUCAUUUUCAGAUAGCAGUACUUCUCGGGGCGCAGAGAAUUUACAGACUCAUAAUAUGCUUAAAUUUUUUCAAAGCAUAACUCUCCACCCAAAAGGAGAUGUAAGACAAAGCCGAAGUCAAAUAUCAAAACCAACGACCAAUGACAAAAUAUCGAUGGAAGUUUGUCAAAUUCAAUCGGGCGAUCGACCUCAGAAUGACGAUUUUCCACUGGAUCACCAAGCGACGUCCUGUAACGCAUCAGCGGUUGAAUUGAGUGAACAUUGUAACAGUGAAUCUUCUCAUCCACAUUGGCAGUGGCCUCCACCACAUCACCUUCACGGUUUUACACCACAUCACCCCCCUCCGCAUCAUCGACAUUCUCCUCCACCACAUCACCCGCCUUCGCAUCCUGGACAUCCUCCUCCACCACAUCACCCCCCUCCGCAUCAUCGAAAUUCUCCUCCACCAUAUCGCCGCCCUCCGCAUCAUCGACAUCCUCCUCCACCACAUCACCCCCCUCCGCAUCAUCAACAUUCUCCUCCACCACAUCACCCCCCCUCCGCAUCAUCGACAUUCUCUUCCACCACAUCACCCGCCUCCGCAUCCUGGACAUCCACACUUUCCUGGAAGAGGUUGGAGACGACAUCACCACCAUAUUCAUCCUGGUGGUUUUGGACCUCCCGGCCGCGGCCGUUGGAGGUUUCCCAUGCGCGGGUAAGUCAUAGGUUACAUCACUUUUACACACCUUGUAUUUCUAUACAGCAAUCAAUGUAUUUAAUUCUAUCAAUUACUUAUAUCACAACAAACAAACAUAGUGUGAUGUAAAUAUUAAUGUAAAAGGAACAAAAUGAAUGGGUUUUUAUUUUAGCUGCCGUUUGUUCAUCUAGGUCAGGGAUGGCGAAUAGGUAACCCGUGGAUGACAAAGUGACU
Molecule: messenger RNA, 2150 nt
Organism: Styela clava
Lineage: Eukaryota; Metazoa; Chordata; Ascidiacea; Stolidobranchia; Styelidae
Source: RefSeq, a predicted model, not a curated record